Aspergillus candidus is the source of this 1211-nucleotide messenger RNA. Its product is annotated as class I SAM-dependent methyltransferase. The transcript has 11 exons. The coding region runs from base 96 to 1106 and encodes 336 amino acids. NCBI's taxonomy places the organism in Eukaryota, Fungi, Ascomycota, Eurotiomycetes, Eurotiales, Aspergillaceae. Gene Ontology annotation, molecular function: methyltransferase activity. The record is from RefSeq and is a predicted model, not a curated record.
GUUCCCGCCUGGGUGGUUUUGUGCUUUUUCUUUUUUAGUUGUGUUAAAUUUUAGUUUUUCUUUUUGAUAAUUUUUUCAAACACCCACUUCCGACCAUGGGAGAUAAUAUUACCAUUGAUCCUGAUUAUACCUCUGCCAAAGAGUGGGACGCCGAUGAUCUAGAUUCGGAAACCACCUCAAUCACCUCGACGGUGGCGAGGGGCCGGUUCGAAAAUGGUAGAAGAUACCAGGCGUUGAAGGAAGAUGACUACUGGGGCCCCUCCGACGAACAACAGUUCGAGUCCUUUGAGGUUGGCCAUAUGCUAUUUCUCAUGUUAGAUUACGACCGACAAAACCCUCACCAUCAUGCCCCCAUCACGCAACCACCCAAGCAUAUUUUGGAUAUCGGAACGGGGAAAGGAAGCUGGGCCCUCGAUGUUGCCGACAUGUAUCCAUCUGCAACCGUUCGAGGUGUUGACCUCUAUCCGCCCCCCGUGAACUGGGAGCCACCGAAUUGCGUGUUUGAAGUGGAUGAUAUCCUCCGCGACUGGACAUGGAGCGAGCCCUUCGACUUGAUUCAUUUGCGUUUUAUGCUGGGCGCAUUCACACUGGAGGGGUGGGACCGACUGUACGAGCAGUGCUACGAAAACCUUACGCCGGGCGGCUGGAUCGAACACAUGGAGUUAGACGUUCGACUGCAAAGCGAUGACGGUACCCUGAAAGAAGACAGUUAUUUAGGAGGGUGGGGGCCCAAUUUCAUUGGCUGCGGUGAGCGAUCUGGACGACCCCUGAUGACGCAGGAAACGAUGCGGGGCUCCAUGGAGAAGGCCGGGUUCGUGGAUUUACACGAAAAGCUCUACAAGAUACCGCUGGGGCCGUGGCCGAAAAAUAAGGUUCUCAAGGAGAUUGGGCGGCUUCAGUACUUCCACUGGACGUCUGCCCUCGAGGGGUGGGCGCUGUGGCUUCUCACGAAGUAUGGAGCGCCGUCGCCUUGGACCAACGACGAGGUCCAGGCUUAUUUGGCCAAGAUUCAGGUUGAGCUGCAGAAUCCUCACGUACAUGGCUAUGAAUAUGCUCGUCGAGUUUGGGGGCGGAAACCGACAGAGGAGGAAGCCAAGGCUAUGUAGGGUCAGGAUCAAUGCGUUAUAUAAAAUUAGAUAUACCCAUUAGGGUGGGAAACGAAGGAUUGGCUCAGGGCAUCUCUCGGUCGUUUUCCAAGAUAUGGCGCUGUG